This is a messenger RNA of Porites evermanni, 5237 nucleotides long. NCBI's taxonomy places the organism in Eukaryota, Metazoa, Cnidaria, Anthozoa, Scleractinia, Poritidae. The record is from the annotation of a GenBank genome assembly.
AUGGCUUGUGCGGAUCAACAGUCGUUCAAAGUAACGCGUGAAAAUUGGCUAGAAGAUCAUCCGAAAUUCAAGGAAAUACAAUCCUUCGGUUACUUUAAUGAAAAGUCUUCAUUAGCAAGAGCGGUGAUAACAGUUUAUUUAGAUCUUUGCGAAAACAAGCACUGGUUUGGUGUUUGCAUUCGUCCCUGCGAAUCACUGAAAUUAGUUUACAUAACAGGAAAAAGAACGAAGAAAUCUCAAGUUGAUGUUGUAGUUCCACUUACCAUAGGCACAGCUUUAACAAUGGAAGAAAUUCGGGACAUUCUACAGGAAGUUAAUAGAUGUGAACAAGAGGGGGAAGACGCGGAAAUGGAAUCGAGUUGCGCGAGCUCACGAGUGACGGUUGCCUUUUGUGAGGCGGAUUCUACAGUGGUUUAUUACGACUUUUUUCAAGGGCUUGUACCCCCGGAUCCACCAGACGAGGAAGAGGAACAGGAAGAGCAGGUUAAGUCAGGGCGCAAAAAGGUCAGGCAAAAGAAAGAAAAAACUCAUCCCAAACUCACAGACUGAUCUGAUAAAAGCUUCACUUUGAUUUCAUAGGCGUACGGGCAAAUUUUUGCGGGGGGGGUGGGGAGGGGCGUAAACCAUUUGCCCCAAAAAAUGUUGCAAGUUGCGCAAAUUUUUUCAAAACAGUCGAAAUGAAACGAGGGCCAUACGAUGGAACAACAGAGGCCGUACUGGCAUAUGAUAUGAAAGUGGCUCGAUAGAGUAUUUCAGGACAAUACCUGCCAAAUUUGAGCAUAAACUAUGUCGCCAUAAACAGACAUCUGGAAAAAUUGCCACCACAGUUGUAUUAGAUAAGGAUGAAAAUUUGUCAUGAUCAGGGUUGCAAUGACAUCAGAGUUGUCAUAGCAACAAAAUGAUGCCAUUACCUAUUAUACUUGCUGCAAUAUUUCUUACCAGGAACUGUUCUUACAAAAUCGUUCACGGGAGCAUUUUCCUCCGAUAGUCGCCUUGAUGUUUGAGAAAUCAAGUUAAAACGGAAUCUGUAAGAGCGUUAUCGAGAUGUUUUGAGACAAAGUUUAUAUUGUUAGAAAUACUGUAAAAAAGGACAAUCUUGAUGUUUGGCAGUCAUCUGUAGAAAACGAAGCGCUUUUGACAUGCAAUUUCACCUCAUAGUAGUUUCAGUCUUUUUAAAAAUGUGUGUGAAAGAUCAUGGAGAUAGCUCUAGCCAAUUGCUACAAAAAAAGGAUUUGAUUAGUAUGUAUCAUGGGGCUCUUGUUAGCGGUUUUGUAAACAUUCCAAUCUGCAAAUAAACAAAUUAGUGAAUAACUUUUUAAACCACUUGAUAGAUUUUUUAAAAAUAUUAAGAUUCUUCUCAUAAUUCAAACUGAGAAUUAGUCAGCCACUUCUUCACUUUCAGACCCAUUGUUGAUGCGUAUUCUGUCAUACACUGAUCUCCGAGCAGAGAAAAAUUUUAAGUCAUGCGGAAGUUGAUUAUAAUCAAUUCACGACUGGAAAUAGCCCAUUCAAGCUAGUGCAGUGCAGUACAGUGCCCAACAAUAAAAAAAAUUAGCAUAUGAUACCCUUCCUUAUAACCAGAAACUCAUCAUGUUCUAGGCAACCACUGUCUCAUGUGAAUGUAACUGGAUUAUUACGCCGACUUCAGGUUAAAAUAGAAAAUAUUUAUCUCUUCAAAAUAAUAAUUAAAAAACAUGGAAAUGUCUUUAAAAACUGGCUCUGGCCAAACUUUUUCUUGCUGCCCAAAAAGUCUGAGUUGCCCAAAAUUUUGGGGGGCUGCAGCCCCCCUCGCCCGCCCCGCCUUCCCCCGGCCCAUACGCCCAUGAUUGAUUUUAUAGAAUAAUAUUUUUUUGUACCCUGUGAGCUAGUAGAGGCUACUCUUUCACGACCGGUGUUUCUAUGUAUUGGUGUGCAAAAGGCUACGUCUACUUACGUUCCUCAUACUAUUUUUAAUCCAACAUUCGAAUGGGCAACCCUAAAUCUGGGCAUUGAGAAAUGUUGCCAUUUGAGAGAAAACAAUUCAAAACCUUCGCUUUGGUCCUUGGAUUUACAAGAUCAUAGACAGCACUCAAGUUAUCGGGUAUUCCUUCAGGUAAUCGAUCAUUUAGAUAUAGACAAAGGAAAAUCACAUCUCCUGGAGGUGUAAACAGGGGUCGUGCUAUUAAUAUGCUUGAAGUCAUCAAUUUAACAAAUCCCGAAGAAGCCAAGAACCUCACGAAACGUUUCUUUGAAGAUGAACUCAAAAUGGACUUAGCUGACCCACGCUUUAAUAACUGACCUGAAUAUUUCAUCGCCAGUUUGCUAGAAAGCGUAGAGAAAGUUCAGUUUCAGUCUGUUAUGGCAUAGAAGACGAAGUUCUAUACAUGCAUUGACAAGAAAUCCGGAGAUUUUCCAAUUGAAUGCAAACACCGACAACGACGAACUAGCAAAGCUGAAUAAAUCAUGGAGGACUUUUCUAAAAAUUACCACAAUUCUCCCAACUUGAAUCCAAAUAUUUUCAAGUGGCCUACUCCAAGCCAAAAACAGGACGAAACAGUAACUUAACUGGAAGGAAAAAACUAACUUCGUCUUUUAGAGAACAAACUGAGAUGGCCGGGCCCAGGUGAAGACAAUGAAGAAUUCUCAACCAAAUACGAAGAGAUGCGAAAAAAAAUCCAUGAAUGCCUUCAGGCUACGCCGACAGAACCAAGAGAAUGGCUUAAAACAAACCUUAAGUUCGAUACUUAAGAACAAUUAUAAAUCAUUUUCUCUCACAUGCUCAACAAAGAUGUUACCCUACUCAUGCAGACUGCGCAGAGUCUUUCUCGAUUGAGUUCGCCAAAAUCGAGCUAGCCAAGAAAAGGUUCACCGGCCCAAUGAAAAAAUGUUGGAAAUUUGAUUACUGUGCAACAGAUUUCAGUGGUAAACUAAACUGUUUUUUGUGAAACUUGACUAGAGAUGAUAAACGUGACGUUUCUAACCUGCUAUUUGUUUUUAAUACGUUUUUCUCAAAUUUAUGCGCAAUGAUUAAAGAUACAGGAUAAUUAUUCUCCACAGAAAGGUUUGAAGCUUUUAUUAUUUUGUUCCUUCGGACUUCUUACUUUAAUUUAUUCCGCAGGAGCUGGUGGAAAUAGGUCGAAAUAUGGCUAUUGUUCUUUGAAGUUGCGAGCUAAUUAGUUAGUCAAGUUUUAUCGAGUCGGAAAUAUUUAUUUCUGAAGGCGUCCGCGUUAAUUGUUCAUUGUUGAACUGAAAUUUCGGGUUUUUCUCACUGUAUUAAUUUUUUUUAGAUCGAAGUCCCAUGCGUAUUUUGAUUGUAAAUUGGUAAUUAUCACCGAGAAAUCAGGUGCUGAGAGUCAAAAUACUUUCUUUGCGACUUAUUGACAAAAGUCGCUUUUUUCAACUAGCAAAUUUUUUCUUCACAAGUUUUCUUAACUUUCUCUGCCUUGAUGAUGAAGAAUCAUUGUUUACCCCUAAGGUUUGAUUUUUUUAUUUUUACUACCCCAGCACUUUUUAAUGUAUCCUGAAGGAUGUCAAGUUUUAAGUCUAGACUCAUUCAAAAGCUAGUUUGGUCAUCGAUUUGUGAAGUUUUAAUCUAGUCGGCAAACUUUCCUUCCGAGGGCGUCCUAUUAAAGCGUUAAUUGUUCAGUGAUGAAUUUGAACACAGGGAAUUGCGUGCUUUUCUGAAUAAAUUGUCAAGCCUCAUUAAUUAACGUUGGUGCUUUUUUCAGUUUUUUUUUUUAUAUCAGGUAAUUCCCAAGCGUAUCCAUCGUUUUCGCCUGCAAGAGCCAUGUUACGUAAUCCCGGAGAGUCGGCAAACUUUACUCUUUCAAUGUGAUCAAUCGAAAGCGUUGAUUGCCCAUCGUUCAACAAGGAGUGCGAGUUUUUCUCACAUACAGUUUCAAGAAAAGACAAAAACAAAAACAAAAAAUUUCUCAUGCUGGAUUGAAUUUUAAUCGAGCGAUCGUAUAAAUGGAGACACAAAUUUCAAGCGAUUUAACUUUUUGUAGCUUGAAACUUCCGUGCCCUGCCUGGUACAGCUGUGAAGACCACCAAAAUCAGCUAGGAGAUCUUUGGCCUUCAAUCACAGUCAGGAUUCACUGCCUCCUCGAAAGUGCCAGGUUUGUUCUUGGUCUUCUUCGUUCAACCUCUACUUUUGCCUAAGUAAGCUUCUGUUUACAUUUAUCGCUGACAAUUAAUCAGAUUGUGGAAACGGUUUAAAGAGCCAUAAUUUUUUUAUGGUUCUGAAUGCUUUUUUUGUUGAAGAAAGAAAUUAUUCUUUUAAACUUAACCUAAAUGAUUUUUUCCUCUGUGUGCGUCUUCGUCGCGCGAAAAUACCUGUGAACAUUUUACAUUUUUCUUCGGUGGAUAUUGAACGGGACGGGCAAAAUAUAGAUUUACCAGCCAUCAAGAUAAACUCGGGUCAAAUUGGCUUUUCUUUUAUUGAUGUCUAUUGUUGAAAAAUUUUGAAGGAAUUACUCGGCAGAAGUGUUUUGUUGUAGUAUGAAGUGAUACGAAAACUGAUAUUUCUUAUGCUUUGAGGGCAAUGUGGAUGCCAACAAGUGAAAUGAAUAUGGAUGUAACCGGCUGCACCGAGUUGCGAGUGUACGAUUAAUUGUUUAGUUUCACUGAGUUUCACUGGGAAUCUCUAUUGGCGCCUUGAAUAAUAAGUUAAGGUUAUUAUGCUCUUUUCAAAAAGACUAAGGAAUUUUUGCUUAAAGAUUUGUUUUUCAGUUUUCUCUCUAGCCUAUGUCUGUCUUAUGACUACUUAAUUAGCUAUGAAUAUUUUGCUAAAUGCUAUUCAGAAUGGUUUGCUUCCAUCAGUGAUCCUGAAAGGUGAUUUCAAAUAGCAGGCGACAUUGCUUGGUCAAUGACGUCACAAAAAAGGUUUUCCUAAACGGGGAAGGGUUGCAAACCUUAAUCUUUGGAAUUUUCACAACCACAAUGUUCCAUAAACAGUGUAAAUCGUAAAUCUGCCUAGUAUGAUUGGAAAUGUUAUUUAUCCUGACCCUUUUCCCUUCAUUGACCGAUUCCUAUAUAACGCAGAUCAUAGUAAUUACAACCACAAUUAACACUCCUUUUCAUAUUUCUAACAGGUAUGCCUAACUAUAAUGAAGAGCACAACAAUUUGCCAAGCAAGAGAGUACAAAAUACAAUAAACGUACUGCCACUGUCCUCAACAGGAUAUCAGCGCAGCCAACUCAGUUGAAUAUCUUGUGUCAUUGAAAAUUUCCGUAAAAACCAAACCUUUGGUAAGUUAG